Molecule: messenger RNA, 1884 nt
Organism: Drosophila novamexicana
Lineage: Eukaryota; Metazoa; Arthropoda; Insecta; Diptera; Drosophilidae
Product: NEDD8 ultimate buster 1
Exons: 1
Coding region: 1-1884 (627 amino acids)
Biological process (GO): regulation of ubiquitin-dependent protein catabolic process
Molecular function (GO): protein binding
Source: RefSeq, a predicted model, not a curated record
AUGGAGAAUAAACUGAUACAGUUGCGCAUACGCCUGCAGGAGCGUGGUGUCAAAUUGUGGGAAUCUCCAUAUUAUGUGGAGGAUUUGGGCAGCAGCGAUUCGGCUGUGGAGCUGCUCGCCCAGGAGCUAAGUCGUGAGCUGCACAUCAGCGUUGUGAGCUGCAAAAACUCGCUGCUGGAGCUGCAGGAGCAUUCACUACGCAAACUAGCCGCACGGCGGGAGUUCGAUGAUACGGGCUUGGCCACAUUCCAUGUGCGUUGCGUGGACAACCAGGGCGGCACGGCGCACACGCUGGAGGUGAAGUGCGCUCUGGGAGAGCUGGGCGCUAAUUUGCAGCGUAAAGUCGCCGACGAAUUGCAGCUAAGUGAGGCGGAUCAUGUGAAGUGCAUCUCGGCAGGACGCAUGGUGGUGUCACAGGCGACCCUGCAGUCGCAGGGCCUAAAGAACAAUCAGCAGCUGUUGGUGAUUGUGGGUCAGCCGGAUUCGCGGGGUGAGGCUCUGUACGAGCGCAUACGCCAGAUACAGCGAGAUGUGGAAGUUGUUGUCGAUUCGGAUCAUCGUUUUGUCGAUCUGGAGGACCAGGAUGGCAAUGUGAUGUUUCUACCACCGCACGAGAAUCGUGCUCUGCUCAUGGGCAUGAGUUUGGGCGAGAAGGCACGCGCAGCCAUGCGGCGGGGUCACUACGAUGAGGCGCUGUUGCUCUUUCUGGAGGCAGAUGAAAAGCUUAACAAUUGCGAUUCCAAGUUUCUGGAUUAUGUGGACAACUAUGCGCUGCUCAAUUUGGACAUUGUCUGGUGCUAUUUGUGCCUAAAGAACAUAACCCAGCUGCCGGAUGCCCAGCGUCGUCUCGAUGUCUGCGAGCGCAUCCUGCAGCGCAGCUACGGCGAAAACUUUAGUCGCCUCUAUGCCCUGAAGGGCUCCAGCUGUCCGGAGCGUGCACUUAUCAUGCGCCUGCAGCUGCUCCAGGGCAUCAUAUUGUUUCAUCAGAAUCAACGGGUUGAAGCACGAGCGCGUCUGGAUGCCGCAGGCGCAGCCUUAGCUGAGCUGAAAGUGAACAGCGAACAGCUUGAGCUGCUGGUGGAAAUGGGCUUUGAUGCUUCCGCUGCCCGCUUGGCCCUGCGCUCCAGCAACGGCAAUGUGGAGCAGGCGGUGCAGUUCAUACAACAGCGUCGUCAGCGUCUGCAAGCGGCGCGUGCCAACUCGGAUUCGGAGCGACAGCUGAGUCGUCGCCUGGCGCAAAUGCAGUUGGACAACGAUGGACGCGAUUGGGUCCAUCCGCGCAGCGUGUGUCGCCUCAUGGACCUGGGCUUUGAGCAGCAACUUGUCGUCGAGGCACUGCAUCGCACCGAGAACGAUUUGGCGCGCAGUCUGGAACUGCUGCAAUAUCAUUCGAGUGAACUACGCCAGGGUUUGCCCGACUCUCAGGCAGCUGAUGAGCAAAUGCUUGGCACUCUACGCGGACUGGGCUUUAAGUUGCCCGCGGCACGUGCCGCUUUAGAAAUCACAUGCAAUAACCUUGAUCGCGCCAUCGAUUUUCUGCUCAAAAGUUUGGCCACCGAGGAGGAAUUAAACAGCGUGGUUGAACGCAUGUCUGCAACAGCCGCAGCUGCUGGUGCCGCCUCCACCUCCUCCUCAAACUCCCCCGCCUCAUCCGUCCUUCCCAACUCCUCAUCGGAGCAGUUGUCUGUUGGAACGCCCAGCAAAGUAGCUCUGGUUAAAUCGGUGCUCAACAAGGCCAAGGCCGAAUUGGAAACAUACAGAGCCUACAGGCGUUUCAAUGAGGAUAUACCUGAUGUUGAUCAGGACUACUUGGAUUUGCCACUGGAACAGGAGGAGCAACUACUCAACGAGUACACACAACUACUGGAACAUUACGAGGGGUAG